Molecule: messenger RNA, 1962 nt
Organism: Mycena citricolor
Lineage: Eukaryota; Fungi; Basidiomycota; Agaricomycetes; Agaricales; Mycenaceae
Source: the annotation of a GenBank genome assembly
CCCACUGCCACGCCAGAGGCUGCCGAUAGCCAAGCUUCCCAGGCCGAAGCCGUCUUCCAUUGGCUGGGUCUUCGCCUAAUAUAACGCGACUCUGUUGCUCUCCUCCGGAUACCGGGCGUCGGCCGGCGAUUCAACUCUGGAACCAAGACAAAAAAUGUACCAGUCGCUCAUCGAGAUGGAUGAAGAUUUCAGUCCAUUCCCGCACCUCGCUCGGGAAGCAGCGAUGCCGAAUCGUUGUGGAAGCGUUGCUCCAAUUUAGGGUCUCCAUAUCAGCCAAGACCCCACGGUCACCAUGUGCCGGAGUGCCGCAAAAGAUUGGCAGCAAUCAUAAUCAUCCACUUUGCCAGAAUUCUCGUCUUUUACGCUCACGACGACGGCUGGCUGUGUCUGUCCCCCUUCUUCUUCUUCCCGCUUCCCCCUCCCCUCCCUUCCCUCUCCCUCCCUACCCGGGAUUGUACCGAUGUCGGGCAUCACCCCUUUCCGAUGCGCGUACGCGUAUCUUUCGCUUCUCAUCACGCUUCUCGCGGAGAUCACACGUGUGCGGUCCUCCGCCGCAUUCACGCAGUACGCGAAUGACUUUGUCGACCCGAAGUUCGCGACGGGCCAUUACGGGGCGGCGCUUGCUGGAUCACAGCAGACGAUCAUGGCGUGGGCGGACGAGAUGGAUUCGUAUUCACCUUGGAGCGUGACAUUCAAGCCGGUAACCGCUCCGAGUGGGAACAAGCAUGACUAUAUGAGCUGGGCUCCGUAUCAGUGGCCGGAUUGUUCCAGCGUCAAAAAUAGCACAGUUCUCACGCCGCAGCAAGUCUGGAAGACAUGCCCCUACGUGUUUCGAGACGGCCUCGUCAACCCCGACAGGACGACUAUCAACGACUUCCAGUCAUUCUUCAAUCUAUCAGACGGCGUCUUGUACAGCGCGCUGGCGCACACGUUUCAGAACCAGUCCUCGUCGAGGUAUUCGCGGAACAUCGCCAAAUACAUCGAUGCCUGGUUCUUGAACAACUCGACAUUCAUGAAUCCCAACUUGAAUUAUGCCCAGAUGUUGCGGGGGCCGCGCGGCCAACACGGCGAAUAUACGGGGAUUCUUGAUCUCCGAGGCUUUGCAAAGAUAGCAUCCGGUAUCUUGAUCCUCCGCAACUCCAAAAGCGCCGACUGGACACCGGCGAUGGACCGGCAAUUCGUCAGUUGGUGCGGGAACUACAUCAACUGGUUGCAGACAGCCCCCACCGCCAAGAUCGCCGCUGCGGCGAAAAACAAUCACGGAACGUUCUAUGCUAAUCAGCUAAGUGCAUUGAAGCUGAUAGUCAACGAUAUUGCUGGGGCUACUACCGUGGGGCGCGCAUAUUUUGGAGGGGUGUACAAGACACAGAUUGCGUCGAACGGGGAUCAGCCCCUGGAAGGCACACGGACACGGCCGUACCACUACCGAAAUUUCAAUAUUGCGGGCAUGAUCACCAACGCACGGCUGCUCAAGUACGCUGACCCAACAUCCAACUGCUGGAAUACCACCGCCCAGGGCGGCGCGACGAUCCAGAGCGCCGUCAAUUUUCUAAUGACAACGAACCCCAACGCGACGAACGAGAACAACGUCACCGCAGAGCUCUACCCGAACAUUGCUGCCGUCGCGUCCGUUUACGGUGAUCCGACAGGCAAAUACGUCGGGUUUUUGAAGAGCACCGGGUUCCCGUACACAGACGAUGCGGAUUUCCUGUGGGAUCAGCCGUUGGUCGUAUCCUCGUCCUCAAGCUCGAACUCUGGCUCGAAGACGGCUCCAAGCGGGAUGUCGGGAAGCCUUCCAAACGAGGCUGCUGUGUUGUAUUCGAAGCCGGUUCUCGCCUUGUUAUCUGCCGUGCUGAUUGUGCUUCUGCUGUAGCUAUCGUAUCGUAUCGUAUCGUAUCGUAUCGUAUAUACAUCGAGUGUAAACUCUGGACUAUAUUCGGACUGGAGGAGAUUUGCGGCGAG